Molecule: messenger RNA, 1225 nt
Organism: Mangifera indica (mango)
Lineage: Eukaryota; Viridiplantae; Streptophyta; Magnoliopsida; Sapindales; Anacardiaceae
Product: autophagy-related protein 101
Exons: 7
Coding region: 241-894 (217 amino acids)
Biological process (GO): autophagosome assembly; autophagy
Cellular component (GO): phagophore assembly site
Source: RefSeq, a predicted model, not a curated record
CAUCGAACUCGAAGACUACAGGGACGAAGAGUCCAUUUAACCAAUUUGAUUACCUUUAACUUGAAGUUAAGACUCUGAUCAAGGAAAGAUAACCACUAAACCACGUCAAGUCACAGUCAGACACAGUUCUCUUAUCUCCAUCACCAACGAUCGUCCGUCGCCACUCCACCAUCAUCCACUCAGUUCAAUAUUCAAUCCGAAAAAGGUUUUCGUUUGACUGCAUCCGCUAGAUUUCUCAUCAUGAACUGCGAAGUCUGCCAACUCAAAGAAUUGGAAGUCGAACACUAUGAAUUGCGAGAAGUUUUACGCUGCAUAUUACACACAAUUGUGUUUCAACGGGCAUUAGGUCUUGUGCGGCCUAAGGACAUUGAUCUAGAACUGUUUGAAAUCACAUAUGUGCAAUGUGGGGAUGCGGAUGUUGAAAAGAAAAUAGACGAGAAGAUUGAACAAUUCAUAAGUUGGGUUGAAAAACACCCCAACAAAAAAAGUCAAAUAUGUUUAUCUUUCUAUGAAGUCAAAAAAAGUAAACAGUCAUGGUUCCCUAACAAGAUUGAACGCCUAUAUUGGGAACAGUGGUAUGUGAACUUGAAUGUGUCCCAACUCCCAAGAGCACAUUCUAGUAAGUCUCAGCAUUCCAAAGUUAUUGUUGAUCCUGGAGAGAAUGCAUCAGAGGAGCGAAGUGCUCGCCGGGCAGCACUUGAAGCUUCUCUUCGCGAUGUUUUAUUUCAAAUAAUAAAAUUUGUAAAUGAGAAAAAGGACCAUGUUCCCCCUAUAUCUGAGGGUGUCAUUUAUUUUCCAUUUGAAAUAACUAUGCCAAGUUCAUCGGAUUCUGCUUUUGGGAUGGAUAUGAUAAAGAGAAUGCUGCAGACUGGGCAUCCAACCAUGCUCAGCUGAUGAUAGAGUCGGGGAGCUGAAUCACUUCUAAAUAAAAAUGAUAAAUUAUGCCCCAUUGAUUACAAUAUUUACCAUUAAGUGGAGGAAAUCCCUAUUUCAAGGAAAGCGUAGAGGUGAAGUAGUAAUUUUCAUUUUUCUCGUUAAUAGCAUUGCUGUCUGCAGUUCAUGAUUUUCUGGUUUUUUAGUGUUGUGUAUAAAAGCAAUUCAUAGGUGAAUGUUGAGAUACACCUUCUUUGUGAACACAGCUUUCUUCUUCUCUUUUUAACUUAAAUAUAUAUGUAUCUUCCUAAACAGGUGCUAUGAAUCAUGAUGUUGCCUUUUUCUUUUUAAA